Eublepharis macularius is the source of this 3930-nucleotide messenger RNA. It is a transcript of the gene HHIP, whose product is annotated as hedgehog interacting protein. Lineage: Eukaryota; Metazoa; Chordata; Lepidosauria; Squamata; Eublepharidae. The coding region runs from base 1 to 2391 and encodes 796 amino acids. The transcript is spliced from 14 exons. The record is from RefSeq and is a predicted model, not a curated record.
AUGAAGAAAAAAGAGCAUGCUGAGGAGGAAACCAAAGCAGAGCUGCAGCCAUUGGAGAUCUACAGCAGCACCAAGAGCAAUAGAAGCAGCACAGAGAACCAGCCAAGCUGCAAGGAAGACUUGAGUCCCCGCGGCCGCCCUCGCGCCGCGGCUUCGCCUUGCGCGGCUUGUGCGCACGUGCCCGUUGCCGGCGCAUCCCUGGGCUCUGGCGGUGGCCCCUGCUUUUUCGGGUCCCAGCCUCGCUCUUGGCUGGCGUUGGAUUGUUGUCACUCCGGCGGCGGAGCUCGCCCGGGCGUGGUAGCGCGGAAGAUGCUCCCGCUGCGCCUGCUCUCGGUGGCCGUGGUCCUCUGCGCUUUCGAGGGGGAGGCCAAGUUCGGGGAGAACGGCGCCAAGAGGCGGCGGUGUUUGAACGGCAGCCCCCCCAGGCGCCUCAAAAAGCGGGACAGGCGGCUGCUGCUCCUGGAGCCCCCCAACGGCGCGGAGCUGGCCUGCCGGGGCUUCUACCCUCGCCUGUCCUGCUGCCCCCGGCCCGAGAGCCAGGGCUUGUUGCAGAUGUCGGAGAACAAGAUCUUUUCUGUUACCAACAACACAGAAUGUGUGAAGCUGCUGCAGGAAAUCAAAUGUGCACACUGUUCACCGAAUGCUCAGAAUCUGUUCCACUCAACUGAGAAAGAAGCAUUGGAAAGAGAACUAGUCCUUCCUUUCCUGUGCAAGGAAUAUUGUAAAGAAUUCUAUUACACUUGCAGAGGUCACGUACCAGGUUUCCUCCAAACAACGGUUGAUGAAUUUUGCUUCUACUAUGCAAGAAAAGAUGGUGGAUCAUGCUUUCCAGAUUUUCCAAGAAAACAAGUUCGAGGACCAGCUUCUAACUAUUUGGACCAAAUGGAAGAAUAUGGCAAAGUGGAAGAGAUAAGCAGGAAACACAAACACAACUGCUUUUGUAUUCACGAGGUUGUAAGUGGCCUGAGGCAGCCUGUUGGAGCAGUAAACUGUGGAGAUGGAUCACAGCGCCUGUUCAUCCUGGAGAAGGAGGGAUAUGUAAAGAUUUUUACACCUGAAGGAGAUAUAGUCAAGGAACCAUUUCUGGACAUACACAAACUUGUUCAAAGUGGAAUCAAGGGUGGAGAUGAAAGAGGGCUGUUAAGCCUGGCAUUCCAUCCCAAUUACAAAAAAAAUGGAAAGCUGUAUGUGUCUUAUACCACCAACCAAGAGCGAUGGGCUAUUGGGCCUCAUGACCAUAUUCUUAGAGUUGUAGAAUACACAGUGUCCAGAAAAAAUCCACACCAGGUUGAUAUGAGAACAGCAAGAGUUUUUCUAGAAGUAGCAGAGCUACACCGAAAACACCUUGGAGGACAGCUGUUGUUUGGCCCUGAUGGAUUUUUAUACAUAUUCCUUGGUGAUGGAAUGAUUACUAUUGAUGAUAUGGAGGAAAUGGAUGGGUUAAGCGAUUUUACAGGCUCUGUGUUGCGCCUGGAUGUAGACACUGAUUUCUGCAAUGUGCCUUAUUCCAUACCACGAAGCAACCCACACUUUAACAGCACUAACCAGCCUCCUGAAAUUUUUGCUCACGGACUCCACAAUCCAGGCAGGUGUGCUGUGGAUCGUCACCCAACUGAAGUAAAUGUUAAUUUAACAAUACUUUGUUCAGACUCCAAUGGAAAGAACAGGUCCUCAGCUAGGAUCUUACAGAUAAUAAAGGGGAAAGAUUAUGAAAGUGAGCCUUCGCUUUUAGAAUUCAAACCGUUCAGUAGCGGACCAUUGGUUGGGGGAUUUGUAUACAGAGGCUGCCAAUCUGAAAGACUUUAUGGAAGUUACGUGUUUGCAGAUCGUAAUGGAAACUUUUUAACACUUCAGCAGAGUCCAGUAACCAAACAAUGGCAAGAGAAACCAUUAUGUAUUGGCAACAGUGGUUCAUGUAGAGGUUUCUUUUCAGGACAUAUCUUGGGAUUUGGCGAUGAUGAAUUAGGUGAAGUUUACAUCUUAGCAAGCAGUAAAAGCAUGACACAGUCUCACAAUGGAAAACUUUAUAAAAUAAUUGAUCCCAAAAGGCCUUUAGUCCCAGAAGAAUGCAAAAUACCAGCUCUUCCUGCCCAGAUACUGACAUCUGAAUGCUCAAGGCAUUGUCGAAAUGGGCAAUGCACUCCCACCGGAAAAUGUUGCUGCAGUCAAGGCUGGGAAGGCGAAUUCUGCAGAACUGCAAAAUGUGAUCCGGCAUGUCGACAUGGAGGUGUCUGCAUACGACCAAACAAAUGUAUGUGUAAAAAAGGAUAUCUUGGCCAUCAGUGUGAACAAGUGGAUAGAAACAUCCGAAGAGUGACAAGGGCAGGUAUUCUUGAUCAGAUCAUAGACAUGACAUCAUAUUUGUUGGAUCUAACCAGCUACAUUGUAUAGUUUCCAGGACUAUUUGGAUACCACAUUUUCAAUGGGCAUUUAUUUUUGAACCUUCUCUUUUCUAAAACAAAAGACUGUUGCCCUGCUUUUUUAACUCCAGUGAUUCCAUUGGGAUUGUAGAGCUGCCUUAACAUUUUCAGAGAAGCAGAAACGUAUGAUUCACGCACAAACAUCCGGUUGCAUAACUAGUGGAAUAUUGAAAUUAUAUUUCCUCAUGUGAAGUAGUUUACACAGAAAUUCCACUGUUAGCCACAAAGAACUUUUAAAUGAUGUCACCACGAAUUAUUUGAUGUCCCACCAAUUUUAUAUCUGUAACUAUUUGAUUAUAGCAAUUAGAGAGGAGUUUUGAAAUUGUUGAAUAUUAUUACAAAUUAAUUUUAACCAUUGGUUAAUGUACAAAAAAUGGCAGGUUGGUUCACAUGAUGAGUUGCUGCCCAAUUAAUGUUAUGAUAAAUUCAUUGCCUUUUUUUUUCUUCCAUUGGAAGCUAUUGUCUAAAUAGGAUUAAAAGGCUAUUGUGGUAACAGCUGUCACGUAGUGGAAGUUUCAGAUGACCAAGCUAUCAUAUGAAAAUUGCAGUCAUCAGAGGAAGAUGAGUGCAUAUAAACAUGUGAACAAUAGCCUUGUGAUCCCUCCCUAUCUGUCUAAGGCAAUAUUUCAGAACUCCUUAAUGCAUUCUUAUAUAAACAAUUCAUUGUAAGAUUGUAAUCUACACCUUUAUCAAUGUAACAGAAUGUUAUGCACUUAACUACUUUACCUGGCAUAGAUGCAAAAAUAUGGCUGUUGCAGCUAAAUUUCCACACUGUUUCAAGUUCUUAAUAAUUAAAUUAUAUCUGCAUAUUUUAAAAACCAGUCAUUCUAAAAGGUCUGCUUUUUAUUGAAUAUCUUAUUUAACAAUGGGCACUGGGCUUGUGUUACAUAUUUAUAUUAUUUUAUUUUAUUUUAUUUUUUUAUAAUAUAGACGUCACCUAGAUGAGCAGCUUUGCCAUGUCCUGUAAAAUACUAAAGUUACAUUUUCUCCAACUUAAUUGGAAUGACGGGGAGUGAAAGAGCAAACACACUCUUUAAUGUGUUGUGGACCUAAUAUAGAAAUGUAUCCUUGUGACAACAUUUGUUCAUAAUCAACGGAGAAUCAGCACCAAUCAAACAGUCACUGUAAUGUUUAGAGAAUUCUUUUCACUAUAUUACGACUGGUCUGUUUCUAUUUUAUUAGAAUCUAUUGCAGAAUGCACACUGAACAGAACUUCACUGGAUGGGUGCUCACUUUAGCAAGCCUUGUCUGUGCAAGAGGAUACUUGUACAAAUCAUUAAAAUUAUGAUUAUUGCCAAAUAUGGUGAAAAUGUAAAUGUUUCUUUGGGAGUUAACAGAAUACUGUUUCCUUGGUAUUUGUAAAUGUAUCAAUAAAUUCGGUGUACAUGCUGUAUUCAGAAUUGUAAAAGUAUUCGUAUUUGAACUAUAGGAUCAUCUUGAGAAUUUAAAAACAUUUUUUGUGCAAUACUUGUGGCCUGAUCUGUGUGUGCAUAAUUACAAUUUAUGUCAA